This is a messenger RNA of Haplochromis burtoni (Burton's mouthbrooder), 966 nucleotides long. Its product is annotated as platelet-derived growth factor receptor-like protein. Bases 1 to 966 code for a protein of 321 amino acids. Lineage: Eukaryota; Metazoa; Chordata; Actinopteri; Cichliformes; Cichlidae. The transcript is spliced from 6 exons. The record is from RefSeq and is a predicted model, not a curated record.
AUGUCUGGGUCAAAGUGGAGGCUGGUACUCAUUGCUCUCCUUACUUGUGCCUUAAUCUUCGAGUUGGGGAAGUUUAAGAAGGUGGGUGAGACCAUAAAUGUGCAAACAGGAGAUACUCUGGAGCUGAGGUGCAGGGGCAAACCUGUGCAGUGGAGCGUCCCCCCAUACCUGGAGGAGGAUAAUGAUGGGAGGCUCAGAAUUGUCCAGUAUGAGCGAUAUGGGGUUCUGACGUUGGUCAACACCACUGGUGCAGACACGGGGGAGUACACAUGCUACCCAAUGUACUGUGAAGACACUGACUGCAGGAAGGAAUACAGCAAAGCUGUUAAAGUCUUCGUCUUUUUUCCAGAUCCACAAGAACUAUUUGUUCCAUUGUCUGACUAUUACAAGGUGAUUCAGCUGAGGAGCAACUGGCCUACAGUCCUACCCUGUCAGGUGACGUCACCUGAGGCUAAAGUAACUCUGCACCGUGAGUACCCACCUGUGGAGCUGGACGUGGACAGGAGGGAGAUCUCCUUUGAUGUCAAGAAGGGCUUCACAAUCCAUCGACCUCGGCCAUAUCAUGCCGGAGCUUUGUACUGUGUUGCCAGUCUGGGAAACCUGCGGCAGAGCUCUAUGAAGUACAUGCUCAUCUAUGUUAACUAUCCUAGGGCUCCUCCCGCUCCAGUGAUCCAAGCGUCACCGAGCACAGUGACUGUGGGGGAGAAUCUACGUGUCACCUGCUCUGCGAUGGGAGAACGAGACGUGGCCAUAGAGUUCACCUGGGAUUACCCAGGACAAGAGGAGAGCGUUAUUCCGGUCAGUGGAGGAACAGCUCAGCAGCAGUCUCAGUCUGUGCUCCUCGUGGAUGAAGUUAGAGACGUGGACCAAGGAACGUACACCUGCACUGCUCAGAACAUGCAAGGAGCCAAAUCAGCAUCCACAACCAUUAAAGUGGUCCCUAAAGCCAAACCCAAGAAACCAUAA